Messenger RNA from Vicia faba (fava bean), 861 nucleotides. The record is from the annotation of a GenBank genome assembly. NCBI's taxonomy places the organism in Eukaryota, Viridiplantae, Streptophyta, Magnoliopsida, Fabales, Fabaceae.
AUGAAGAUGCUUUGUUUUCACCCCAACUCCGAAAUUGUUAACGAAGAAAAAUUGAGUGAUUAUGAUGAUCUCUAUCAAUUCUAUCAUCUCAACGAGUAUCAAAUUUUCCCCAACACCAAAGGGUUCAAAGUGGAUUAUGAGAUGAGAAAGAAGGUGAUAGAUUGGCUUAUAGACUUACAUUAUAGUUUAAAACUCGUGGCCGAAACCCUAUAUCUUUGUGUCAAUAUUUUUGAUCGUUUUCUUUCGAAAAACAAUUUUGAAGUGUUAACGAUAGAUGGAUUUAAACUCAUUGGUCUCGCCUCAUUGCUCAUAGCUUCCAAAUAUGAACAAAGUAAUGUGAUCAGUGUUAGGGACAUGGAAUACAUUGUAGAAUACUUAUUUACUUCUGGUGAAAUAUGUGAAAUGGAGAAUAUUAUAUUAAAAGAGCUCGAUUGGAUUUUAACGGUUCCAACAUGUUAUAUGUUUCUUGGUAAGAAUCUAAGAGUGUGUCUUUUAUCUGAUAAAGACAAGAUCAUGGAAAAUAUGGUGUUUUUCUUCUCUGAAGUGAGCUUAACGCAUUAUUCGAUUGUGUGUGACUAUAAGCCUUCUGUGAUUGUUGCUUCUGCGGUGUAUUGUGCGAGAAUUGUUAUUGGGAGAUAUCCUCUAUGGAGCAAUGAGUUGAAGGUGUGUUGUGGAUACUCAGAAGAGGAGUUAAGUUCUUGUGCUAAAGUUAUGAUGAAUUUAUGCAAUGAAAUUUGUAAAGAUGGAAGCAUGCAAGUUUUUAAGAAAAUUUCAAGUUUAUUAAGAUGGAAGGUUGCACUUAUAGCUAAACAAAAAUUCUCAAUAAAUCGUUGUGAUCUUAAUGUUCAUCUCAAUAUGUGA